Bacidia gigantensis is the source of this 453-nucleotide messenger RNA. RefSeq lists its product as uncharacterized. Lineage: Eukaryota; Fungi; Ascomycota; Lecanoromycetes; Lecanorales; Ramalinaceae. The coding region runs from base 1 to 453 and encodes 150 amino acids. The transcript has 2 exons. The record is from RefSeq and is a predicted model, not a curated record.
AUGUCAAAUGAAUCACCAUUCUUUUGGACUACUCAACGCUUUAUGAAAACACUGACUGCAAUAGACGCUCCGAAAACCACCAGGACCUUCGAUCAGCCUACCCUAUUAAUCAAAGUUUUGCAUACAAUUGUCGAAGGACAUUUGAUCGUGUAUGUGAGGAGAAGACGAAGCGCAUCAACAGUUGCCGACAGCGACACCGUGUCUGGCAAUGGCAAGACUUCUGUAGCUUUUGUGCAGCGGCGCGAUCCUGGUUGCACUCGUCUGGUCGCAAGUGCCAGGCGUGAUCAGAAUACAGCACAACGGGAGACUGUUGGACCUCGUAGGCGCGAUACUGAUGGGAUUUCAAGCCCACCUCCGCCUUAUUCUGCCCGCGUUGCCUCUAUGUCCGCUGACCGACCACCAACAUACAGCCAAAUCGAUCUAAUUCGUGGACAUUCAUCGCAUCGACACUAG